This is a messenger RNA of Apis dorsata (giant honeybee), 2065 nucleotides long. It is a transcript of the gene Ada3, whose product is annotated as transcriptional adapter 3-B. The record is from RefSeq and is a predicted model, not a curated record. Gene Ontology annotation, cellular component: SAGA complex. The transcript has a single exon. Gene Ontology annotation, biological process: regulation of transcription by RNA polymerase II. The coding region runs from base 624 to 2009 and encodes 461 amino acids. Gene Ontology annotation, molecular function: transcription coactivator activity. Lineage: Eukaryota; Metazoa; Arthropoda; Insecta; Hymenoptera; Apidae.
CUAUAUUAACCAAAAGGAUUGAUUAAAAUUUCAAAGUGAUGGAAUGAAAUAACAAUAUCAGUUAACAAGACAAAAUUCCGAUUAGUUUAUACGUUACUGCUUUGUAAAUAGAACAUUUGCGAUAAUACUAUUAUACUAUUGUUUGAAAAAAAAAUUGUACGGCAUAUUGACUAAUUAUUCUUAUAUUAUAUAUUAUAUUAUAACUAUUCUUAUAGUUUAUAAAAUAUAAAAUAACAAUAAAAAAAUAUUUUUUUUUAAUAUAUUCUUGAAGAUAGAAUCAUUCUUAUUAUAAUUUAAUGAUAUUGACUACAUAUUUUAUAUAGUAUUCCGCCAGCUGAUCAAAGCAUUUAUUGUACAUAUAACUUGUUAACAUAACCUAAUACUUUAUGACAUUUCAGAAUGAUAUAUGUAUAACAAUUGAAAAUUUAAAAAUUGAAAGAAAAUAAAAAAAUAAGAUUUUUUUAUCUAUUUUGUGUUAAAAUAAAGAUUAAUUUGAAGAAAAAAGUUGUGAUUAUAAAAAAAACAAUAAAAAUGAUCUAAUAUAGCAGUCAAAAAUGAAUAUUUUUUACUAAAAUAAUAAUUGAAUUUUUUGAAGACACUUGUGUAACAUUAAGGUUACAAUCAUGUCUGGCAAAGGAAAACAAAGUUCUAAGAAAGCAGUUGUUAAAGUACGAGAAAGUGGGAAGACAGUGCAAGCUACUGCACUUAAUUCAGAUACGAGUUCAGAGAGUACAGAAACUGCAAUGUCUUUAUCAAUCUUAAAAAUUGCUGAUAAUAGCCGUCUUCUUCCAAGGUAUAGCAGCAUUCUACAACGUAAUGCUGAAGAAGGUGUAGGAAUGGAAGAUCUUGAUACAUUGCAGUUGGAAUUAGAAAUGCUUCUCUCUUCAGUAGUUGUGCGACAUCGUAUGCUUCAAGAAGAGAUAACCAAUUUAUCUUCAGCAGAGGAACGCAGAGAUAAAAGAUCUAAAAGUGGAAAGGGUCUUUCUCUUUUGGAUAAAAAAGUCAGAGAAGAAAAAUUCAAACCAAAAGGAUUUAGUACUAAAACACAAUCUCCUAUUCCAGCAAAACUAUUCAAACAGAAAGCUGUUAAUAGCUCAAACUCUCAAAUCAUUCCAAAUGUUCAUGAAAUUUCAAGAAUUGAAGGUUCUAAAUCUGAAUCACCAAAGUUGCUCUUACCAAAAAAUGAUACACCUAACAAAUUUUGGGCAUCUGUUGAUCCAUAUUGUACUGAUAUUAUGUCUGAUGAUAUUAAAUUGUUAGAAGAAUUAAUCUCCACACAUAAUGACAUAAGUGAUUUUAAGAAAAUUCCUCCAUUAGGUCGUCAUUACAGUUUAAUAUGGGCACAUAAUGAUUUAUUGCAAGAAGAAGAUGCAGCUAAUCCAAAUCGGGACAAGAAGAAAAAUCGUUCAGAUGUGUCUUUAUUAGUUGGAAAAAAUGAUAAAAAAGCUCAUAGUAUAGCAGGACCUCUAACUCAAAGAUUAGUCUCUGCUUUAUUAGAAGAAAAUGUAUAUGUUGCAAAUAACAAUACAGAUAAUAAACUCUUUAGAGAUAAUGAUCCUCCUGUUUUAAGAGAUCUUACUAUUCAGAAUUCUAUAAAUUUAGAAUUAAGAAUGCAUAAAGAAUUAGUUGAACAAGGAAUUUUAGAACCAGAUGCACAAAAAAAGAGUCAAGAAGACGAUGAAAUUUUGACUGAAAUAAAACGAUGUCAACAGGAGCUUACUGCACUUUCCAAUCAUAAUGUAACACAAUUAAAAAGACUAUUGAAUUUAGCUCAAGAGGAAAGUAAGCGGCAAGCAUUGAAAAGAAAAAUUAAUACAGCAGAUAAUGAAGUAAUAGAACACUACAAGAAACUUAUAUUAGCAAAACAAAGAGAAGUACCUUUAACAAAAAAAGAACAAGAAAAAGCAUGGUCAUGUCUUCGAGAGAGAGAAAAUCUUUUAGAUCAACUAAAUAUGCUACCACAUAAUAACAUAGGAGAACCUAUAGGUUUCACCACUACUGCAGACUAAAUACAAUUUUUUACUGUAUUAUAUAAUAUAGUGAUAAAAACUAUGUAUUAUAAAAA